Molecule: messenger RNA, 2098 nt
Organism: Menidia menidia (Atlantic silverside)
Lineage: Eukaryota; Metazoa; Chordata; Actinopteri; Atheriniformes; Atherinopsidae
Source: the annotation of a GenBank genome assembly
AAGGACCUUGGAUGGCGCAUGCGCACACGCGUCUGAUCCGGCUGACAACUGCAGCAGGGAGAUAACGGACAAACAAUCGGCGGCGGCUGGCUAGCGUAGGGAAGUAAUAAGCCUGAUUAAAAGCUUGUUUUACCUGGUAAAGUAAUGAGGUAAAUAGUCAGAUAAUCUAUAAACCCAGUCUCUUGUGGAACAGACAGGCGUCACCACCGUGAAAAUGGACCAGGAGUUUGAAGACAUAGAUUCAGAAGGCCGGUGGCAAAAAUUGUACUCUGAAAUAAGGAAUCAGUCCCACGAAUGCUCCUACAAAGUGGCAAAGUAUCCAGAGAACCGCACCAGAAAUAGAUACAGAGAUGUCAGUCCAUUUGAUCACAGUCGGGUUAAACUGGAGAGCACAGAAAAUGACUACAUCAAUGCAAGCCUCGUAGUGAUGGAAGAAGCCCAGAGAAGUUACAUAUUGACUCAGGGUCCCCUUAAGAACACCUGCGGCCACUUUUGGCUCAUGAUCUGGGAGCAGAAAACAAAGGCUGUCAUCAUGCUAAACAGGGUCAUAGAGAAAGGAUCAGAAAAGUGUGCUCAGUACUGGCCCACGGCCGAUGAGAGGGAGAUGGCCUUUAGAGACACGCGUCUGUUGGUUCGACUGUCAUCAGAGGACACCAAGUCCUACUACACCACCAGAGUGUUGGAGCUGCAGAACAUUAACACAGGAGAGAAGAGGGAGAUUUACCAUUUUCAUUACACCACGUGGCCGGAUUUUGGUGUCCCCGAGUCCCCAGCGUCCUUCCUGAACUUCCUUUUCAAGGUGCGGGAGUCAGGGGCUCUGGGCGUGGACCACGGGCCGGCGGUGGUGCACUGCAGCGCCGGGAUCGGACGCUCAGGGACGUUCUCAUUAGUCGACACAUGUUUGGUCCUCAUGGACAAGAGGAAAGACCCGUCAUCAGUGGACAUCAAAGGCAUCCUGCUGAAUAUGAGAAAGUACCGAAUGGGUCUGAUCCAAACGCCUGACCAGCUGCGCUUCUCCUACAUGGCCGUUCUGGAAGGAGCCAAGUUCAUCAUGGGAGACUCCUCUGUACAGAAUCGGUGGCGGGAAUUGUCCAGGGAGGAUCAGGCGCCAGUUGUGGAGUCGCCGCCCUCCAGCCAGCUGCAGAGCAGGUGUCCCCCAGAGCAAUUCAACGGCAGCCAGCGAGGAAGUCAGCAGGAAGAGGGAGGAGAAUACCGACAGGAUGGCAAAGUACCGAUGCAGUCUCCCUGCAAGGAGCAGGAUCUGGACGGCAGCACAACACACAAACGGCGCAGAGAAGACAGCAUCUCCAAAUCCACCACAGCCAAGACACCCCAAAGCAAGUCUCGGUCAAAUGACUCGGAGAGGAAGAGAAAAAGGGCAAAAACCAGUGACUGCUAACAGCUCCAGCAGCAACGUCUGGGAAAUCCAGCGCUCUCCCAACCAACUUCCAGAACUCCAAAACCAAUCUUCCUCUCCACCAUCUUUAGAAAACCCCCCCCCCCCCUCCCAGCGUGUCCACAUUUUUCCUCUCUCUGAAUUGUUUACAGAUAAACACACCAGCGUUUCACGCUUUCCCCACAGACCGCACCUCACACACUGUUAGGGCCGCUUACAGGCAGAAUAAGUAGUGGGGGGGGGGUUCCCCAGCUUUUAUUUCCUUCAUGAUUUCUUUUAUGUUUUUACGCUUUUAUGGCGAGACUGAUAACAGACUAUGCAUUGCCAAUUUGUAAUGCUGUUCAUAUGUGUAUUUUUGGAAAACAUUUCUUUCAAAGGCGAAAAUGAAAAUGUUCUAUUUUUUAUAAAGAGAUUACUUGAAGAUUUUCAGGUGAAUUUGGGGGUUGGUAUGACGACGAGCGUGGCCUCCUCCAAAAAUCCACACAAGUGGCAUAAAGAGUUUCCAUGUUGUACAUAGUACUCUUUUUAAAAAGAUGUGUAUAAAAGACUUAUUUUUGCUUGUAUAAAAAUCAUAAAGAGCUAAUGUUACAGAACUCAACACAGCUGAAAACCUCUUAUGAUUUUUUUUUUUUCCUCUUUUGAAAUGGAUUUGUCUUAAGUUUCCCUAAGAGUGUAAUCAAAAUAAAACUGAUAGUAUCUAAU